UAUCACGAGAAAGCACUCGCUAUCACAACAGAAAUUGGUGACAGGGAAGGAGAAUCAACAAUCUACGCAAACCUAGGAUAUUUGUUCCAAUCACUCGGUCAAUUUGACAAGGCCCAAGAAUAUCAGGAGAAAGCACUCUCUAUCAAAAAAAGAAUUGGUGACAAGAAUGGAGAAGCAAGAAUCUAUAGAUACCUCACAUCUUUGUUUCUCUCACUUGGCAAGUAUGCAAAGGCUGACGACUAUCUAGGGAAGGCAAUGGCAGUUACAAACGGUAUGAAUAAUAGAAGCGGAGAAGCAAUAGAUUACAAUCACCUCGGGUUAAUUUCUCAGGAGCGUGGUGAAUAUGACAAGGCUCAAGAAUAUUUCGAGAAAGCCCUUACAAUUUGCAUGGAAAUCGGUGAGAGAGAAGGAGUAAUAGUCAACUACAGGGAUUUAGGAUUGUGUUUCCAAUCGCGUGGUAAAUAUGACAAGGCCGAAGAAUUCCUUAAGCAGUCUCUCCUAUUAAGUAGGGAUAUUGGACACAACUUGAACGAGUUUUGCAGCCUUUGUAAUCUAUCUGCGUUAAAGUUGUCACAAUGUCAUCGAUAAGAGGCUUCUUCGUAUCUUCUUCAAGGCAUUGAAAAGUUCAAAACUUUGAGAGGUUUUCUUAAAGAAAACGAUCAGUUUCAAAUAUGUCUUCUAGAAACGCACGGUGCCUUUCCCUACAUGUUGUUCAGUAGGUUGCUUUCUUCCACUGGAAAGCCGCAAGACGCCCUUUACGUCGAAGAGCUGAGAAGGGCAAGAGGCCUGGCCAACUUGAUGGCAGCUCGGUACUCUGUUCAAGAGCAGAUCUCAAGCGAUCCACAAUCUUGGUGUGGCAUUCAAGGGAUCAUCGCAAAAGAAGCAGACUGUGCAUGCCUGUACAUUUCGGUUGGUGAAAAUGAUGUACGGUUUUGGAUAAUUAAAGCAACGGGAGAUAUUCAUUUUUCAAGAAAGGAAGUGAACCUGGACCCAAACGAGGUCCCUGAGUUAGAUGAGUUUUUUAAAGAACUGAUGUCAUUUCGCAACCGACCAAAGCUGAAAGACUAUGAUACCGAAGAUUUCAAAAGAUGUCUUCACUUGUGUUACAAGGUAAUCAUUGCUCCCGUGGCCAGUUUACUGAAGCAGCCCGAGAUCAUAAUUGUCCCUGACUCCUGUGUGUACCAAGUGCCAUUUGCAGCCUUGGCUGACGAAGGAGGCAAGUAUUUAUCAGAGACCUACAGGAUUCGGCUGGUUCCUUCCCUGACGACUCUCAAGCUUGUUCAGGAAAGUCCUCCAGACCUUCACAGUCAGACCGGGGCACUGAUAGUGGGUGACCCUGUAGUUGGAAAGGUGAUUUACGAGGGGAAGCUCAGAAAUAUGAUUCCAUCGCCGUGUGCAAGAAAGGAAGCAGAGAUGAUUGGAACACUUCUUGGCGUGACGCCUUUGAUAGGAGAUUCCGCGACAAAGCAUUCUGUACUCCAAGCGAUAAAUUCAGUGAGCCUGAUACACAUUUCUGCCCGUGGUUAUUCCGAUAGAGGGGAGAUUGCUCUUUCUCCUGAGCACCCUUCCCCACUCCCACCUUUUCCUCGAGAAGAAGAUUAUCUUUUGACGAUGGCGGAUAUUUCAAAAACUCGGUUGCGAGCUAAACUAGUGGUGCUUAGUUGUAGUUACAGUGCUCGUGGACAGAUUAGAACCGAGGGAAUCAUUGGAAUUGCUCGAGCGUUCUUAGGAUCCGGAGCUCGUUCAGUGUUAGCGGCACGAUGGGCACUGGAUGACACAGCCACAGAGCAGUUCAUGACAUGUUUCUACAAACAUUUGUUCCGCGGUGAAAGCGCCAGUGAAUCUCUCCAUAAGGCCAGGAAGUGGAUGAGAAAUAACGGCUUUGACAAAGUUUCUCAAUGGGCGCCAUUUAUGAUCAUGGGCGACAACGUGACAUUUGAUUUCGGAAAUUGGCCGGCGCAUAGCGCACCUUAA
Pocillopora meandrina is the source of this 1974-nucleotide messenger RNA. The record is from the annotation of a GenBank genome assembly. NCBI's taxonomy places the organism in Eukaryota, Metazoa, Cnidaria, Anthozoa, Scleractinia, Pocilloporidae.